This is a messenger RNA of Aphidius gifuensis, 2556 nucleotides long. RefSeq names its product tyrosine-protein phosphatase corkscrew. The record is from RefSeq and is a predicted model, not a curated record. The coding region runs from base 207 to 1982 and encodes 591 amino acids. The transcript has 9 exons. Gene Ontology annotation, molecular function: protein tyrosine phosphatase activity. Lineage: Eukaryota; Metazoa; Arthropoda; Insecta; Hymenoptera; Braconidae. Gene Ontology annotation, biological process: protein dephosphorylation.
ACUGUUGUGCACGUAUCUCUUUUUAUUCACAUCAUAUUUUAUUUUUAUUUUUUUUUUAUUUUGAAUGUAAUUUUUUUUUUUACUUUUGUGUUAACCUUUCAGUUUUUUUAAUAAAAAAUAAAUCAUACUCGGUACUUGUGUUUCCACCCCAGAUUACUAUCAACUAUUAUUAAUUGUCAGGUGGUUGUAAUUGUUGUUAUAACGAAAUGGCAUCACGCAGAUGGUUCCAUCCAAACAUAACUGGAAUUGAAGCUGAACGUUUAUUAAUGGAACGGGGAUAUGACAGUUCUUUUUUAGCUCGUCCAAGUUCAUCAAAUCCUGGUGAUUUUACGCUCUCUGUUAGACGAAAUAGCGAAGUGACUCAUAUUAAAAUACAAAAUACGGGUGAUUUUUAUGAUCUUUAUGGUGGUGAAAAGUUUGCAACAUUGUCUGAGCUUGUACAAUUUUAUAUGGAAAAUGGUGGACAAUUGAAAGAAAAAAAUGGUGAAGUUAUUGAAUUAAAAUAUCCACUUAAUUGUGCGGAUCCAACAACAGAAAGGUGGUUUCAUGGUCAUUUGUCAGCAAAAGAAGCUGAACGAUUGAUGCUUGAACGUGGUAAAAAUGGUUCAUUUUUAGUACGAGAAUCACAAAGUAAACCAGGUGAUUUUGUUUUAUCAGUGAGAACAGACGAUCGUGUUACUCACGUUAUGAUUCGAUCACAGGACAACAAGUAUGAUGUAGGAGGUGGUGAAAAAUUUGAUAGUUUGAGUGAUCUUAUUGAGCACUAUAAACGUAAUCCAAUGGUUGAAACAAGUGGCAGUGUUGUUCAUCUUAGACAACCAUUUAAUGCAACGAGAAUAAAUGCAAGUGGCAUUGAAAGUCGAGUGAGACAAUUGCAUAAAGAGAAUGGAUGUUCAAAUAGCUGGACAUGUUGGAAUGGUGGAUUGGAUUCCACUGAAAGUGGAGCUGGACGUGCUAAAGGAAAAGCUGGUUUUUGGGAAGAAUUUGAAUCUCUUCAACAACGUGAAUGUCGACAUUUAUUUUCAAGAAAAGAAGGAUUAAGGCCAGAAUGUCGAGCGAAAAAUCGUUAUAAAAAUAUUCUUCCCUUUGAUCAUACGAGAGUUAAACUCAAGGAUGUCGAUCCAAAUAUCCCAGGGGCUGAUUAUAUCAAUGCAAAUUAUAUUAAAAAUGAAGAAGGUGAAGGCUCGUGCACUCGUAUAACUGCAAAUGGUGAUACUUGUAUAUUCAACAAGUGUUAUAUUGCAACUCAAGGAUGUUUAAUAAAUACAAUUCAAGAUUUUUGGCAUAUGGUUUAUCAAGAAAAUACUCAAGUUAUUGUCAUGACCACUAAAGAAAUUGAACGUGGAAAGAAUAAAUGUGCUCGUUAUUGGCCUGAAGAAGGAGAAACAGCUGAAUAUGGUAGUGAAUGGAAAGUUAGUGCACUUGCACGUUCAUCAACAGCUGAUUAUACAUUACGUGAAUUUUUACUUCAAGGCAAUAAACCACAAUUUUCAGAACCACGUAAAAUUUAUCAUUUUCACUUUCAGGCAUGGCCAGAUCAUGGUGUGCCUUCAGAUCCAGGUUGUGUUUUAAAUUUUUUACAUGAUGUAAAUGCAAGACAAGAGUCUAUCGCUGCUUUACUGAGUUCAUCAGCAUCAAAUGGACAAGCACCAACUGCUGUUGGACCAAUUUUAGUUCAUUGUAGUGCAGGUAUUGGAAGAACUGGCACAUUUAUCGUCAUUGAUAUGAUCUUGGAUCAAAUAAAACAACAUGGAUUGGAGUGUGAAAUUGAUAUUCAACGAACAAUUCAGACAGUCAGAUCUCAACGUUCAGGAAUGGUGCAAACUGAAGCACAGUAUAAAUUUGUUUAUCUCGCUGUUCUGCAUUAUAUUGAGACUGAGAAACAGCGAAGACUAGCUAAACAGAAAUCACUUCAACUUGGCCAUGAGUAUACAAACAUACGUUACAAGAGUGAGACAAAUUCUUUAAAUGAAUCUUCAUAAUUUGUUGCAACGCCAACACUUACAACGUCAAAUAAUUAUACUCUUCCUACGCAAGUUGUUAAUUUAAGGCCCAAGUAGUUUUUUAAUUGAUUUAUUAAUUAUAAAAAUUUUCAAGUUUUACAUUACACUAUGGAGCAGGCUCUGAUUGACGUUUCUUCGUUUAUUCUAUUCUAUAAUGCGUGUUUAAAUGCUUUAGCGAAGAAAAAUAAAUAAAACAAAAAAAAAAGACAAAAAAAAAAUAUAAAAGAAAUAAUAUUAAUAAUUAAAGUUGAAUGAAUAUAAAACUUUGGAGCAUAGAAAAAUGUGUUAUAUAAAUUGUACUCCUGGUACUCCUUAAUGUUUAAGGAAAAGAAAAAAUUCUUAAAAUGUCUGGUACAAUUUUCUGAAAUGAUAUGAAUGGAAAAUUGAUUUAAAAUAUUAAAUAAUUGAGGAAAAAAAAUCAAGUUGAAUAAUAGUUUCUUCUUUUAUAAUAAUUAAAAAUAGUGAAAGAAAAAUUUAUAUGACAUUGAUUCCAUAAAAUGAAAAUUUUUUUGUGCUUAUUCAAUGAUUAUAAAAAUAAAUGCAAGUAGUCACC